CUUGUGUCUCAAACAUCACGUGAAUGUGUGACAGCACAGAGUAGUGAGAGCACGCAGUACUAGAAACUGGAGGCAACGUUGGUUGAGUAUCCCUCAGUUGCACUUUCAGACAUUGGAAUUACAGCAGCAGUACCUUUUCUUAAUAGAGGGACAACCAACCAUGGCGGGACUUGAAUAAAGACGCGAGCCGAGCGAUAUUCGCCCAAACACUUUCCGCAUUUCUAUUUCAUACUCGAGUCGCUCCUCUUUUGCCCAAUGCAUCGGUGCUCUGUGGAGAAAGGACAGUGUUGAAACACUUUACUGGACUCAGUGAGAAGAAGAGAAGAGAAAGCCAAGUAAUUUUAAAGCAGAAUGGCGGACCGUGAUACGUUACCCCUUCCUUUGGAGGUGCGAACCAGACUUGCAGAGCUGGAACUGGAGUUAUCAGAGGGUGACAUCACACAGAAAGGCUAUGAAAAGAAGAGGUCCAAAUUAAUUGGGGCCUUCCUCCCUCAGGCACCAGGUAAAGGGAUGGACCCCUCUGUGCCCCACGAAAGGAGAACCCCCGUCACUCCUGGCUCCUCCUCUCGCUACCACCGCCGCCGCUCCUCUGGCUCCCGGGACGAACGCUACAGAUCAGAUGUCCACACAGAGGCUGUGCAGGCGGCUCUGGCCAAACAGAAGGAGCGUGGUAAGAUGGCAGUACCCAUGCCCUCCAAGCGCCGCUCCCUGGUCGUGCAGUCCUCCAUGGAUGCCUACACUCCCCCAGGUGAGGAACAUAUAGGACUCCAAGACACGUCGUCGGGCUCGGAGGGCGAGGGCUCCAUGCAGGGUGAAGGCACACCAACCUCCAGCCAGAGCAGCAUCAACAUGGAGAACUGGAUCAGCCGAGCCAUCCACGGCUCCACCACCUCCUCCACCACCUCCUCCUCUUCCACUCAGAGUGGAGGGAGCGGGGCAGCCAGCCGGCUAGCAGACGUCAUGGGCCAGACGCACCUCGGUAAGUCAGGGCCCAUUGCUCACCUCUCUCUGAAGAGGAAAACUAGGAAGGUCCUGGGUCCUCCGGCCCCAGUCACAGUAGAGAAUGGGAACACAGGUCCAGGUCCUGUGGUGCGCCGGUCUUGUGAGUUUGGAUCAGGUGGAUCAGAGCUCGUCUGGCAACAGCCCCCUCUGGAGAAGCAGGAGAACCACUCUGCCCCUCCAGAUGUCACCAGCUACACCACAGACUCCAUACAGGUGGAGAGACCCCAGGGCUCCACCACAACAUCCAGGUCCACGCCCAAAUAUGGCAAUGCAGAGCUCAUGGAGACCGGAGAUGGCGUUCCAGUAGGUGGCCGAGUGUCAGCCAAGAUCCAACAGCUAGUCAACACGUUGAAGAGACCCAAACGACCUCCCUUAAGAGAAUUCUUCGUUGACGACUUCGAAGAACUCCUAGAGGUCCAACAGCCAGACCCCAACCAGCCCAAAGCGGAGGGGGCUCAGAUGCUGGCGAUGAGGGGGGAGCAGCUAGGGGUGGUCACUAACUGGCCCCUGUCGCUGGAGGCUGCCCUGCAGAGGUGGGGCACCAUCUCUCCCAAAGCUCCAUGCCUCACCACUAUGGACACCAACGGAAAACCACUGUACAUUUUAACCUACGGAAAACUCUGGACGCGGAGUAUGAAGGUGGCCUAUAACAUCCUCCACAAGCUGGGGAGCAAGCAGGAACCCAUGCUCAGACCUGGAGACCGGGUGGCUCUGGUCUUUCCCAACAACGACCCGGCUGCCUUCAUGGUUGCCUUUUAUGGCUGCCUCCUGGCGGAGGUUGUCCCUGUGCCAAUCGAAGUGCCACUUACGAGAAAAGAUGCAGGGAGCCAGCAGAUAGGCUUUCUGCUGGGGAGCUGUGGGGUGACGGUUGCCUUGACGAGCGACGCCUGCCAUAAAGGCCUUCCUAAGAGUCCCACGGGGGAAAUUCCACAGUUCAAAGGCUGGCCAAAGCUGCUGUGGUUUGUGACUGAAUCCAAGCACUUAUCCAAACCCCCCAGAGACUGGUUCCCACAUAUCAAGGAUGCGAAUAACGAGACGGCCUAUAUUGAGUAUAAGACGUGUAAAGAUGGCAGUGUGCUGGGAGUGACGGUGAUGAGGAUCGCUCUGCUGACUCACUGUCAGGCCCUCACCCAAUCCUGUGGAUACACAGAAGCUGAGACCAUAGUGAAUGUAUUAGACUUUAAGAAGGACGUGGGGCUGUGGCAUGGCAUUCUCACUAGUGUGAUGAACAUGAUGCAUGUUAUCAGUAUACCCUACUCACUGAUGAAGGUCAACCCACUGUCCUGGAUCCAGAAAGUGUGCCAAUACAAAGCGAAGGUGGCGUGUGUGAAGUCCCGAGACAUGCACUGGGCCUUGGUGGCACACAGGGACCAGAGGGACAUCAACCUGAGCUCACUACGCAUGCUGGUGGUGGCCGAUGGAGCCAACCCCUGGUCCGUCUCGUCGUGUGAUGCAUUCCUCAAUGUCUUCCAGAGUAAGGGGCUGAAGCCGGAGGUUAUCUGUCCCUGUGCCAGCUCUCCAGAGGCCCUCACUGUAGCCAUCAGGAGGCCGACAGACGACAGUAACCAGCCCCCAGGAAGAGGAGUACUGUCCAUGCAGGGUCUGAGUCACGGGGUCAUCCGGGUGGACUCUGAGGAGAAGCUGUCUGUUCUCACCUUGCAGGAUGUCGGCACUGUUAUGCCAGGAGCUCUCAUGUGUGUAGUGAGACCAGAUGGGGUUCCGCAGUUAUGCAAAACAGAUGAGAUCGGGGAACUGUGUGUGGGUUCUAUUGCCACGGGGACGUCGUACUACGGUCUCUCAGGCAUGACCAAGAACACCUUUGAGGUGUUCCCCAUGAACAGUGUUGGGGCUCUCAUCAGUGAGUACCCCUUCACCAGGACAGGCUUGCUGGGCUUCGUGGGUCCUGGGGGACUGUGCUUCAUCGCUGGCAAGAUGGACGGCCUCAUGGUGGUGGGGGGAAGGAGGCACAACGCUGACGACAUCGUGGCUACAGCCCUGGCUGUGGAGCCCAUGAAGUUUGUCUACAGGGGGAGGAUAGCAGUGUUCUCCAUCUCUGUGUUACAUGAUGAGAGGAUCGUGGUGGUGGCAGAGCAGAGACCUGACUCUACAGAGGAGGACAGCUUUCAGUGGAUGAGCAGAGUGCUGCAGGCCAUAGAUGGGAUCCACCAGGUGGGGGUGUAUUGCCUGGCCCUGGUCCCCUCCAACACGCUUCCUAAAACCCCUCUGGGGGGAAUCCACCUGUCAGAGAGCAAGCAGCUGUUCCUGGAGGGCUCCCUGCACCCCUGCAACGUCCUCAUGUGUCCCCAUACCUGUGUAACCAACCUGCCCAAGCCCCGGCAGAAACAACCGGAGAUCGGGCCUGCCUCUGUGAUGGUGGGGAACCUGGUGUCGGGGAAGAGGAUUGCCCAGGCUAGCGGCAGGGACCUGGGCCAGAUGGAAGACAAUGAUCAGGCAAGGAAGUUCCUCUUCCUCUCUGAAGUGUUACAAUGGAGGGCCCAGACCACUCCGGAACAUGUGCUUUACACACUUCUCAACUGCAGGGGGACAAUAGCCAGCUCUCUGACAUGUGUCCAAUUGCAUAAGAGAGCAGAGAAGAUUGCCACCAUGCUGGCGGAGCGAGGACACCUGCAGGACGGGGAUCACGUUGCGCUCGUCUACCCCCCUGGGAUUGACCUGAUCGCAGCGUUCUACGGGUGCCUGUAUGCGGGCUGCGUGCCAAUCACUGUGCGACCUCCGCACCCCCAGAACAUAGCCACCACUCUGCCCACAGUGAAGAUGAUCGUGGAGGUGAGCCGCUCAGCGUGUAUGAUGACCACAGCGGUGAUCUGUAAACUGCUGAGGUCGAAGGAGGCCUCAGCAGCAGUGGACGUCAGGUCCUGGCCUCCUGUCCUGGACACAGACGAUCUGCCAAAGAAGAAACCUCCAUUGUUGUACAAGCCCUCCAACCCAGACACACUGGCCUACCUGGACUUCAGUGUGUCCACCACAGGGAUGCUAGCAGGAGUGAAGAUGUCUCAUACUGCCACCAGUGCCUUCUGCCGUUCUAUCAAGCUGCAAUGUGAGCUGUACCCCUCUCGUGAGGUGGCUAUCUGUCUGGACCCCUACUGCGGCCUGGGCUUCGUCCUCUGGUGCCUUUGCAGUGUGUACUCCGGCCACCAGUCGAUCCUGAUCCCGCCUUCGGAGUUGGAGGUGAACCCUGCUCUGUGGUUGCUAGCUGUCAGUCAGUACAAGGUCAGGGACACCUUCUGCUCCUACAGCGUUAUGGAGCUUUGCACCAAGGGCCUGGGCCUGCAGACCGAAUCCCUCAAGUCUCGGGGCCUGGACCUGUCGCGGGUCAGGACGUGUGUGGUGGUGGCGGAGGAGAGACCCAGGAUAGCUCUGACUCAGUCCUUCUCCAAGCUCUUCAAAGACCUGGGCCUCCACCCCCGAGCAGUCAGCACCUCGUUCGGCUGCAGAGUCAACCUGGCCGUCUGUCUGCAGCCUCACAGGCUGGGGAAGCUUGCUGACCAGGGAACUUCAGGACCAGACCCAACCACUGUGUAUGUGGACAUGAGAGCGCUGAGGCACGACAGGGUUCGUCUGGUAGAGAGAGGUUCUCCACACAGUUUACCACUCAUGGAAUCUGGAAAAAUUCUACCUGGGGUUCGAAUUAUCAUCGCUAACCCGGAGACCAAGGGACCGCUGGGAGACUCGCAUCUUGGAGAGAUCUGGGUGUGCAGUGGACACAAUGCCAGCGGCUACUUCACAGUGUAUGGAGACGAGGCCCUGCAGUCAGACCACUUUACCUCCCGUCUGAGCUUUGGAGACACACAGACAAUCUGGGCCCGCACCGGAUACCUGGGCUUCCUCAGGAGGACCGAACUGACUGAUGCCAGCGGGGAGCGACACGAUGCCCUGUACGUGGUGGGGGCGUUGGAUGAGGCCAUGGAGCUGAGGGGAAUGAGGUACCACCCCAUCGACAUCGAGACCUCCGUUAUCAGGACGCAUAAGAGCAUCACAGAAUGUGCGGUGUUCACGUGGACCAACCUCCUGGUGGUGGUGGUGGAGCUGGAUGGGUCGGAGCAGGAGGCCCUGGACCUGGUGCCCCUGGUGACCAACGUGGUUCUGGAGGAACACUACCUGAUCGUGGGGGUGGUGGUGGUGGUGGACAUCGGGGUCAUCCCCAUCAACUCCCGGGGGGAGAAGCAGAGGAUGCACCUCCGGGACGGCUUCCUGGCCGACCAGCUGGACCCCAUCUACGUGGCCUAUAACAUGUAGCCUGCCAGCUGGAGACCUACUAGACCAUAGACAAGGCCUUGAACCGAUGGGCCGAGCUUUAUGUACAUACUGCAAUGCAACAGGACCUCUGGUCUCUGAGGAGGGGGAGAGGACGUGAGUCCUGGACCCAGGCGCUCGCCUAGUUUGUGGGACGUUGUCGCUAGUUCAAAACAAAAACGCCUAGAAUUGUCAGGAACAGGAGACUGGUUAGUGUAGUGAAAGAUUGGAAUGGAAGGAGCUCUGUGUGUCGAUGAUGGGAGAGUGCGUCUAGUUUAUUAGAUUUGAGCUUUUUUGGUUAUUGCUUUAAGUGUGUAUAUAUUUUCAUGUUACGUAUUGCUGAAGUCGCUCGUUUUUUUUAAUCUGCCCUCUAAGAGGUUAGGGUAUUUUUUAAGAAUAUUUACAAGCUGUGGCAAAUGGUAUUUUAUGUUGACCUUUUUUUAUAUCAGUCAUUACAAAUACAGAUAUGUUUUGAUACAGGACAUAUCAAUUUUGUGCUUGAACUUUACAAUAUGAGGUACAAUAUAUUGUUUUUUUGUUUUGUUUUGUUUUUUUACAAUUACGUUUUUAGUUCUGUGCUAACAUUUAUUUUUCUGUGACAACUGUCCCAACUACAAGGGAAACCAGUGAGAAACCAGUGUGAUUAUUUCAACUACAACAGCCUUUUACUCAGUUGUCAUGUUCAAUAUCAUUAUACUUCAAUUGAAGGAAAACACUAUGUUAUUUCAUAUCAUGUAAGUAUGUACAAAAACUGAUUUUAAUUUAUUUUGUUCACUUUAGAAGUAUAUGAGAGAGGACAUUCAAGAAUGUUUUAAUCUUGAAUAUUUGCUAAUAUAAAAACAAAGCAUUGUAUUAUCUUGAGUGAAUACUAGUAUCACAUCAAGUAUAUCAAAUAUAGAUCUAUAUUAAUUAAAAAGACCUAGGAUUCACCAAGGAAAAUGUGUGCAGUUAUUGAGAGGACAGUCUGAAUCCUUACAGUCAUCCCCUUUAUGUCCUUCAAACAACGCAACAUCUUCAGCUCUGUGUACGUCAGACAUCAUGCAAGUUGAGAAGUACUGCAUUUCAGAGACAAAGAACAGCCCUGAAAAGAUCAAAAGCACUUUUUGAGAAAUGUCUGUGAGAAGGAUGAUGAGUAUGUCUUUGUGCUGGCAUGUCAAACACUUGUUUCUGAAACAACAGGUUGGAGAUCUUCACCAGAAUUGAAUAAAAAGUUUAGUCCUUAAUAUUUUUACAUUGAGAGACCAAUCAGGCCUCCUAUAUUGAUGUCAGAGGGGAAAAAGUACAAGACAACAUUUUUACAGAAACCCUUUAGAGGAAUAAAUCUUGAGGCAACUAUCAUAAGGUGGAAGAGCAGUUUUGGGGGAGAGUGAAACCUUAAAUCUGUGUGGAAACAUACAUGAUUUGACGGUAAAGUUCAUGGCUAAGAAUGUUUUAGUUCAACACAUUAGAAUCUUUAAAAGCACUUUCUAGUAUCUACACAGCAUUCUUUUUAUUGGCAAGAAUGACACUGACUUUUUUUUUUAAUAAAAAAAUGUCUGAACUGAGUUGGCAUAAGUCUUUCAAUUAAAUAAAUAUUUCAAUGAUUUUGACUAUAAAAUGUUUGUUUGUUGCAGCAGUACACGGUGUUUAAAUUUUAGCAGAGCAAUUAGGGUUAAGUGCCCUGCUAAAGGGCACAUUGACAGAUGUUAACUGGUCGGCUCGGGAUUCAAACCAGCGACCUUUUGGUUAUGGUCCCAACGCUCUUAACUGUUAGGCUACCUACCUGCUGUUUCAGAGGUUGCAUCUCAAUGUAAUUCUAUCAUAUGCCCAAGCAUAUUUGAUAUGUUACAUAUGAGAUUUUGGGUUUUGUUAACUUUGUUCAUACACACAUUACAUAGCAAGUUUUCCAUAUCUUCUAUGGUGGUGUAAUGUAUAAUGAAUCAAAGCCAUCAAUCAAUCAGUUUGCUCUAUUACGACUUUAAAAAGAUAUUUAACCAAGAAUGAUUGAUGCGAAAUAACAAAUACUGAGUCAGCCAGCCUCAACAGCGCAGUCUGUGCACAUCUGAACUAUUUCAUGUUUUGCCACUUAUUUUAUUUUGAAAGGCUUAUCUCAACAGAGGCAAUGCAUUCUACUCACAAACAUUAGUGAACUGUUUCUAGAGAUUUACAAAGUAACAGAUGAGUGUGUGCUAAGCUCAUAGCCCUCGGUUGAGACACACGUUUAUACUGUUUCAUAGCUGUUCAUUGAAAAAUGAUAAUGGUCCCAUCCUAUACUUGUCGCAGUGCUGUAAAUCUACUUGUUGCAAAUUCAUCUGGUACACUGCUGAUAUUUGGUGGCUUUCAUUAAAGAGGUAUAGAUCUGA
Messenger RNA from Oncorhynchus mykiss (rainbow trout), 7598 nucleotides. NCBI's taxonomy places the organism in Eukaryota, Metazoa, Chordata, Actinopteri, Salmoniformes, Salmonidae. The record is from RefSeq and is a predicted model, not a curated record.